This is a messenger RNA of Gasterosteus aculeatus aculeatus (three-spined stickleback), 2569 nucleotides long. NCBI's taxonomy places the organism in Eukaryota, Metazoa, Chordata, Actinopteri, Perciformes, Gasterosteidae. The record is from RefSeq and is a predicted model, not a curated record.
ACAUGUGUUUUCUUCAGUUGCAACCUCUGUCCAAAAAUGUUCACAUUGCGAUAUUGACAACAGAUUUUUUUCCCCUGUUUUUCUUUUAGUGCCUUCAUUGUGAUAAAUCCUUCCUCAAUACCUCGUUCCUCCAGAAUCACAUGCAGCGGCGCCACCCAGACGAGUAUGAGAUGGCAGAGUUUCGCUCGGACAGCGAGAACAAAUCCCAGAUUGAAAUCCUCAAAUCUGUGAUCAGCGGCCUGAAAGAGCAGAUUGUUCAGCAGCAGCUGGCCUUGGAAACCAAAGCAGCUCAGGAGAAGGAGCACAAAGACCUGCAGAGAGAACUGGACCACUUCAAGGCAGAUGAGAUUGCGCGCAUGGACAGAAAGAUAGAGGACGGCAUUCGCAGGGAGAUGGAGUUUCUCUACACCCGAAACAUUCAGGCUCUCAACGAAGUGAAUCAGAAUCAGACGGCUAAACAUGAGAAACCGGCCAGCCCGGUUCCCUCGCAGCCGGAGAGGGAUCUGGACAACUACAGAGAGACGCAAGCCGUACAGAAGCUGGAACAGCAACUGAAAAAACAGGAUAAAAAGUGGAGGUCCAGGCAGGAGGAGAUGAACGCCCAACACGAGUCUGAGAAGAACCACCUGCUGGACGAGCUGAGCAGAAUGCAGUCGUCCUUGUCCGAGCUGCAGCGGCAAGAGCAGAAGUUGGGCAGGAGGCUACAGGAGCAGGAGCACACCAUCAAGGCUCAGGGAGAGCAGAUACGGAAUAUCUCCUCGAUUCCACCCACCAAAGUAGUGGAAGUGCCAGUCAUCCUCAGCGCGCCCGCCCCAGAGCCCAAACCCAAGAGAGUGGUGCUCGAGGAGCCGGUCUCUGCUCCUAAGCUGGAUCCUAUACAGGAGCUGUCAGAAGAGGAGAAAGAUUCGAGCAGCUUCUCUGAGAGGAGGCCAGUGGAGAAGAAGCCCGGGCCUGCACCGGAGAAAAAACAGAGGGCUCUUAAAAAGAACCCCAACAUCAAAAGGGAGAUGCGGCCGGAUCUGGAGCAGGCCGUCGUCAAAAAGCUGGAGAACCUGGGAGUGAAAUCUGACCAGUGUGGCCUGAAGGACAAAGAGCUCAGCUCCAUUCUGGCCAUGCUGCACUUAAAGCGGGAGAGUGUCGCGAGGGGGAUGCCCGACUACUGGCGCCAACGGGAGGAGAUCGUCAGCACCGCGGAGGAGACGCUGGCCCGUCAGAGGAGAGGCAGAGACCCGUCAGCCGAGUCGCAGACCAGACCCAGAACGGCUCAAGUGAUGCAGAUCCGCCCCCGAUCCAGCAGCCUGCCCGCCAGAGCGACCCAGGUGGUGUCCGGACCCGCGGUCAAACAGCCCAAGACCCCACAACCGGCACCGAGGGUCAGGGCCACCGCCCAGCCCAAGACCUCCACGCCCAAGACCGCUCUCAGGACCUUCACCUCCAAGACCCCCCCUUUCAGCUCGGAUGAGGAAUCUGAAGAAGAGGAUUCGGAUGUCAAGGAGGAACGUCACCAAAAACCCCAGAGGGGCAAAUCGCCUCAGCCCAGACUAAACCAGGUCCAAAUCCGACCUAGCAAAGCCAGUCCUGUCCAGUCCAGGCAGACUCAAGCCAGGCAGUCCUUCACCUCCGGCCCUCAGCAGGACUGGGGCCCAGCGGGAAAUGUCACGAAGACGGCAGUCGCCACGAUGGAGAGCGACGAGGACGAGUGGUCGGAGGUCAGCGAGCUGCAGGAGAUCGACCCUAAGCGUCUGCAGAGCUUCAAAGACCAGAACGGCAACGUGGACAAGAGGAACUUUGGCAAAGAAAGCAAAAUCAACAACCUGGCUAGAAAGGUGGAGAAGCAGUUCUCAGAGAGAACAAUAACGAAACCAGCAGGGGGCAUCAGCAUCUUACCGGAGAGGAACGAUGAGGUCCAGGAGCUCACGUUCACAGACCUGGAGGAGAGCAGUGAAUGGGCGGUGUCCUCCUUAGAGGACAGACGGGAAACGGCCAGACCGUUGAGGAAGAGCUUGGACUCGCCCAGCACCAGCGUGUGGGGAACUUCCACCGGGAAAGGUGUCAAAUCAGGUCUGACUGGCGGCGGAACAGGAAGCACCCUGAAGAGCAGCAUGUGCUCCCUCAGCGACAUCAGCGACUCCGAGGACAUUAGCAAUAAGUAACCGCAAGGCGACAUAGCAAGCACAGACACAAAGACCUCAAUAAGCCCAGGUGACACCUCCAGUCUGUGAUUCACAGUCCGGUUUUAUUCUGCUAUAAUACAGAGAGAGCAAUACGUGGAAGGAAGACCGUCUUCUAAAUAUGAUAGUUAAAACACAAGUGACACCUUUAGCCUGGAACCAAUGCUUUGAUUGCCUUAGACCUUUUAACCGAUCAACUUUUAUAUUUCUUUUCUUCCCUUGGGGUUAUAUUCCAAUGAAUAUAUACGACACUCCAAACCAGAUGCUGUAUGUAGUAUGUGUCAAAUUUUUCUACACCAAAUUGUAUAUUGCCUUCACGUGUGAAACCGAGCAAUGAUCUCAUUUUUGUAUGAUAAAUAUUUAUACGAGCAAUAAAAUCUAUUUCUAUGUGGAAUCCA